AUGGAGAUCCACAAGCGUGGUGACGGCGAUGAAGACGGUAUCCAGGAGUUUACGAAGAAGAUGAAGUUCAAGGCGGAUAUCAUUGUGGAUGCAGAGAUCUUUGCCAGGGACGGCAGGGAUACCUUCCUCGAGCUGUAUUACCAAGAGCCCGAGAAAGUUCUUGAGUAUAGUGGGUUGAACUGA
Messenger RNA from Aspergillus chevalieri, 183 nucleotides. RefSeq lists its product as uncharacterized. The transcript has a single exon. Lineage: Eukaryota; Fungi; Ascomycota; Eurotiomycetes; Eurotiales; Aspergillaceae. The coding region runs from base 1 to 183 and encodes 60 amino acids. The record is from RefSeq and is a predicted model, not a curated record.